Epinephelus lanceolatus (giant grouper) is the source of this 1485-nucleotide messenger RNA. It is a transcript of the gene tusc2b, whose product is annotated as tumor suppressor 2, mitochondrial calcium regulator b. Lineage: Eukaryota; Metazoa; Chordata; Actinopteri; Perciformes; Serranidae. Gene Ontology annotation, cellular component: mitochondrion. Gene Ontology annotation, biological process: inflammatory response; regulation of mitochondrial membrane potential. The record is from RefSeq and is a predicted model, not a curated record.
AAAAGACGUAGAAGAAGAAGAAGAACGUUGGUUAGCAUAAACAGCUAGCGUAUCUGUGUGUGUUAUCUUCUACAGAUUUAGCAACCCAGCAAGACAAAUUCAACAAACAACAUUUCAUACCCGCGAACACAUCAAACCUACUUUCGGUUUCAUAUUCUGAAGGUCACUUUUCUCCUGGUACAGUAACACUGUAACACCACUGGCAGUCCUGUGACCCAAGAAAAUAAUGUGCUGCAGCUGAAGAUGGGUGGUAGUGGCUCCAAAUCCAAAGGAUUUUGGCCUUUUUCUGGCUCAGGUAGUACGGACGAUCCAACCAAAGAUGGAAGCGAGCAGUCAAUGGCGAGAGUACGAAGUUUCCCAGGCGCAACACCUUUUGUGUUUACUAGACGAAGCUCUAUGUUCUUUGAUGAAGAUGGUGACUUGGCCCACGAGUUCUAUGAAGAGACAAUUGUGACAAAAAAUGGACGUAAAAAAGCUAAGCUGAAGAGGAUUCAAAAAAACCUAACACCUCAGGGAAUUAUAAAGCUGGAGAUCCCUUGCAUCCAUGUAGAUUUCCCAGUUAUCCUCUGUGAAGCCUGAUGAUGCCUGAGCAGCGUCUCAGACAAGCCACUGUGUCAACUCCGUCCUGUGGUUUCCCCUACAGCUGGAAGCCUGAACCACCUUUUAAAACAACAUGAUCUCUUGAUAUAUUUGAUGCCCUUAUGUGGACAGGCUGAUGCAAUGUGUGCUGAGCCUCUGCAUGUGAUCUGUUUUGGCUUGUGUGCAGUUAGACACAGAAUAGGUCACCAGUGAGAUCUAGAGGGGUGCCAAGUUGGCAAAACCCUCUCAGUUUACAGAUCAUGGUUUGUGUGCAUGUACGUGUGAAUGCGUGUGCAGACACGGGAUGAAAUGCGACAGAGUCUGGGAUUUAUCGCAGCAGAUUGUUUUCUGGUAUGAUUCAUUGAACUCUAGGAGUUUGAGGAGAACGUAACCAGUUCUUCCCUCUGUCCCGCUCUAGCUAUGACCGUGACAGAGGGAAGAACUGGUUACGUUCUUCCCUCUGUCACGCUCUAGCUAUGACCGUGACAGAGGGAAGAACGUAACCAGUUCUUCCCUCUGUCACGGUCAUAGCUAGAGCGGGAACGUUUUAAGUGCACACUUUCUUUAUCCUUUUUUUUUUUCGACACCAUCAUGACUUGCUUUUUUAUGCAUGGAACAAGAUCUGCUUAUCAGUAAAUAGCCUAGGGAGUUGACAAUCAGUGGCCGUCAAAAUCUGAAGUGGAUUAAUGUCAUAUGUUGGAUGGACUGGCUUCAGUGACCUCAGAGCCACACAUGUACACAGCAGCAGUGAGUCUAAUGAGAGAUCCUGUUGUUUUGUUUGCUGCUUUGGCAUAAUAUGUUUCACUUUUAAUUUAUUAUAACUGUUUUUUAAUUACAAUAUCAAAUGCUAAUCUGUGUCAUGGUCCUUUUUUAUAUCAACACAUUAAAGCUGAACAGUGUAAUUAA